UUUUUUUUUUUUGCAUUUUCUUAAAGUAUAAUAUUUUAAAAAUAUUGUGUGAAAAUUUGAAGUGAAUCCGACAAAUUCUUUUCGAGUUAUUUAACAAUGACCAAAGGACGCUCGGGUGCUACGUGGCAUUCGAGAGCAGGUAGCUAGAAACAGCUGCAAGCAACCGACUUUUCGGGUUUCAUUGUCAUGAAUAUCUCCCCAUUUUAAUGUAGUACAAGAACUGAAAAAUAAUUUUUGGUUGCCAGUAUACCUGUAGUCGUUGCACUGAUCAGUCGAUAGUUUUGUGAUAAAUUAUUUCUCAAGUGAAUUAAAUUAUUAACCAUGGGACGUGAUUCUAGAAAGGUUUCAAGAGAACUUCGGAGUUCUGAAAAAAUUAAUAAGUCGCGUUCAGUCAAAAGAAAGAAUGUUUUUAAUCCGAAAACAGCCGAACGUGAUGAAAGUAUUCAGAGUACAUCUUCUAAAAAAUUAAAACAAAACACUGAAGAUGAUGUACCUGAAGACAGCAGUACUGAAUUUCGAAUAAUAAAUUUUAUUCAGGUAUUCACUGCAAUUUCUGCUCUUAUAAAAUGUAAAAAAUGUGAUGGAAAUGUAGUGUUUCAAACAGCAAGUACACGUGGGCUGGGAUUCAAAAUUGUAGUUGCAUGUAAUAACUGUGGAAAUGAAUAUAUUCCUUCCUGUUCUUUCGUUGGGCAUUCUUAUGAAAUAAACAGACGUUUCAUUUUUGUAAUGAGAAUACUAGGAAUAGGAUACGAAGGAUUGUGCAAGUUUUGCGGCCUGAUGGACAUGCCGUCUUUUUUAGAUAAAUCUACGCAUACAAUUUUACUGAAACAGAUUUUGAAUUGUAGUAAAGCCGUCGCAGAAACCUUCAUGACGAAAGCUGUGAAUGAAGAAAAGCAAGCAAUGCCAACAACUGAAAAUGAAGAUAUAAAUCAUCUAACUGUAUCGGGAGAUGGAACCUGGCAAAAACGGGGAUAUACAUCGUCAUUUGGAGUUUCUUCUAUAAUUGGCUAUUUUACUGGAAAGAUUCUUGACAUAAACAUUAAAAGUGCAUAUUGUAAGCUAUGUGAGUAUUGGAAAAAAAAAACAAAUACUGUUGAGUUCGAGGAAUGGUAUCAAUCGCAUGAAGAUGUGUGUUCUGCUAAUCAUCAAGGGUCUUCUGGGAAAAUGGAGGUGGAUGCGAUGGUCGAAAUGUUUUCGUAUUCUGAAACUAAAUAUGGAGUUAAGUAUGCCAACUAUAUUGGUGAUGGUGACUCCAAGACCUAUUCAGGAAUUAUAAAAUCAGAUCCUUACGAAAAUACAACUGUAAAUAAAAAGGAAUGUAUAGGGCAUGUCCAAAAGCGGAUGGGGAGUCGAUUACGUACGCUGAAGAGUAAACAAAAAGGUCUUGGUGGUCGAGGUAAGCUCACAGGAAAAUUAAUAGACAAACUAACUGUGUACUAUGGUUUAGCAAUACGCCGGCAUUGUGAUUCUAUUGAAAAUAUGAAAUCUGCUAUAAUGGCAACCUUUUAUCACUACGGCUCGAGUGAUGAAAAACCGAAUCAUGAUAUGUGUCCAAAAGGCGAAGAAUCUUGGUGCUCUUACCAGCGCGCUGAAGCAAGAGGAGAGCUUGAUACCUUUUCUCACGAUUAUUCUCCUUUACCUUCUGAUGUUUUAAAAGCUAUCAAGCCUAUAUACGAAGAUCUUAGUAAUGAAAAUUUACUUUCAAGAUGUGUAGGUGGAUUCAAUCAGAAUAAUAAUGAAAGCUUUAACCAACUAGUAUGGAAAAUAUGCCCAAAAACGGUAAAUACUAGUUUUACUAUCGUACAAAUAGCUGCAUACGUUGCUAUGUGUAUAUUUAAUGAGGGUAUAAAUUCAUUAUUAGUCUUGAUGAAUACACUAGGACUUAAUUGUGGGCCUAAUUCUCAUCGGUAUGCAGAAAGAAUGGAUGCUGCACGUAUCAAAGUAGCAGAUAAGCGCGCUAAUGAUAACACCCGAGAAGGUCGAUUGCAACGUAGGCACCAGCAAAUCGAUAUUUUGGAAGCUGCUAUGUCGGCUGAAGAGCUAUUAUAUGGUCCAGGAAUAGAUGACUCAGUAUGAAUCUCCAAGGACUUAUGAUGAUCACCGCAAAGGACUUCGGGAGGAACGGGCUCUACAAAAACAGCGAUAACUUUUUGAAUUAUUAAUUUUUUUUUUUGAAAUUUUCGUGAAGUCAAAUCGAAACGUGUUCUAAUAAAGCUAUGUUUUUAUUUUUGUCAAAUAAAGUAAUUAACUACAAAAAAAAAAUUAUUGAAAAUCAUCAUUUUUUCAUACCCCUGAGUACCC
Microplitis mediator is the source of this 2301-nucleotide messenger RNA. RefSeq lists its product as uncharacterized. The coding region runs from base 322 to 2076 and encodes 584 amino acids. Lineage: Eukaryota; Metazoa; Arthropoda; Insecta; Hymenoptera; Braconidae. The record is from RefSeq and is a predicted model, not a curated record. The transcript has 3 exons.